AUGCUCGCGACGCCGUGCUACGGCGGGCACAUCACGGACGCGUUCCACCUCUCCGUGAUCCGCGCGUACGAGCACUACGCCGCGUCGGACGCGGUGUCGCUCGUGUCCGCGACCGUCCCCGGGAUCGCCGACCUCCCGAAAGCGCGAGGCGCGCUCGUCGCGCAGUUCCUCCGCGAUCCGUCGCUCACGCACCUGCUCUUCGUCGACGCGGACGUCGCGUUCGCGCCGGAGCUCAUCCAGCGGUUCGCGGAGUCGAAUCACGACGUCGUCGCGGGGAUGUACCCGAAGAAAGGGAUCGACUGGGGUCGCCUCGCGUCGCGCCUCUCCGAGCCGCGCGGCGACGCCGACGCCGCCGCAAACGCCGCCGUCGACGAGACGACGCUUCUGCGCGCGGCGUCGCACGAUUACCCCCUCGAGUUCGAGCACGAGACCGACCCGAUCGCCGGCGGCGAGGUCGGGACGUUGCACAUCGACGACGACGGCUUCGCGAGGGUCGGUCGCGCGCCCACGGGGUUCACGAUGGUGUCCAGGAGAGCGUUGCGCAUGAUGGUCGAGGCGUAUGGGGAACGGCUGGCGUAUCUGGAUCCGGGCACCGGCGCGACGCACUACGCGUUCUUUCACCCGCUGUUCAAGGAGAACGACGGGGAAGACGGGGGGGAUGAAGCGAAGACGACGCGGCACUUCGUCAGCGAGGACUUUUCGUUCUGCGACCGGUGGAGGAACGUGACCGGGAACGACGGCGUGUGGGUGGACACCGUCGGGUGGGUCGAUCACGUGGUGUCGCCGGGCGUGAUUUUCUCGGGGGAGGCGUGGUUGCGGCGGUUCACGUUGGGUGGUGGGGGUGGUGGGGGUGGGGGUGGCGGGGGUGGGAGUGGUGGGGGUGGGGGUAGAGAGGAGCUGUGA
Micromonas pusilla CCMP1545 is the source of this 903-nucleotide messenger RNA. RefSeq lists its product as uncharacterized. The transcript has a single exon. Bases 1 to 903 code for a protein of 300 amino acids. Lineage: Eukaryota; Viridiplantae; Chlorophyta; Mamiellophyceae; Mamiellales; Mamiellaceae. The record is from RefSeq and is a predicted model, not a curated record.